Molecule: messenger RNA, 507 nt
Organism: Aspergillus terreus NIH2624
Lineage: Eukaryota; Fungi; Ascomycota; Eurotiomycetes; Eurotiales; Aspergillaceae
Exons: 2
Coding region: 1-507 (168 amino acids)
Source: RefSeq, a predicted model, not a curated record
AUGGAGGGAAAACCAGACAUCAGCAUCUACAUGUCCCGGCUGCGAGCCGGGACCGAAGAAUGGGCCCCUGCAGAUAAAAUGACCCACGACAAUAGCCGGAGCGAGCAGAACCCGUUGCUUUUCCAGGCGCCCUGCGGUGACGUUUGGCUCCUAUACACUUCGCAGCAUGCUGGUGAUCAAGACUCGGCGAUCAUAAAACAUCGGAUUUCGAAAGACGGUGGGAAGAAUUGGGGUCCGGAAGAAGCUCUUUUCCCAGACCAAGGAACGUUCAUUCGACAGCCGAUUAGGCUACUUGAGGAUGGUACAUGGGUGCUGCCGGUUUUCAAAUGUCGGGUCGACCCUGGCCAGAGAUGGAUGGGGAGCGACGAUAUCUCGUGCAUCCGUUUUUCAAAAGACCAGGGACAGACCUGGAGCGAGGCCGAGGUCCCGAACAGCACUGGUAUCUUGCGCUGUUCCGCAGUCGGUGGGCAGAUAAUGUGUACUUGUCCAGGUCUCGGGAUGGAUUGA